Messenger RNA from Kluyveromyces marxianus DMKU3-1042, 2307 nucleotides. RefSeq names its product dolichyl-phosphate-mannose-protein mannosyltransferase (gene PMT4). The coding region runs from base 1 to 2307 and encodes 768 amino acids. Gene Ontology annotation, biological process: protein O-linked glycosylation via mannose. Lineage: Eukaryota; Fungi; Ascomycota; Saccharomycetes; Saccharomycetales; Saccharomycetaceae. The record is from RefSeq and is a predicted model, not a curated record. Gene Ontology annotation, cellular component: endoplasmic reticulum; membrane. The transcript has a single exon. Gene Ontology annotation, molecular function: dolichyl-phosphate-mannose-protein mannosyltransferase activity.
AUGGCUGUGAAUAAACGGAACAAGACACCGGGCCUUGGCGAAAAAGGGAAGAAAGCACCAGUUGCAACACCUGAAAGUGAUGAGGAAGACAAGUACACUAAGAAGAGAACAAUUGAGUAUGUGGCGGAAAAAUGGUUGCUACAGGAUGCUCCUGAUUCAGCGCAGCUUUAUAAGACUCUUGGAUACAUAGUCACUGCGAUAGCAUUGGUACUAAGGUUCUGGCGCAUCAGUGAGCCUAGAGAGGUUGUAUUCGAUGAAGUUCAUUUUGGGAAGUUCGCCUCGUAUUACUUGGAACGUACAUAUUUCUUUGAUGUUCACCCUCCUUUGGCUAAGAUGAUGAUUGCUGCUGUUGGUUGGUUAGUUGGUUAUGACGGCAGAUUUAAGUUCGAUGACAUCGGUUAUAGUUACGAUAAAUACUACGCGCCAUUCGUUGCUUAUCGUUCGUUGAGUGCAGUCUUGGGAACAGCAACAGUUGCUGUAGUGUUCCAAACAAUGAAAGAACUGAACUUCAGAGCGGCUACUUGCUUCAUUGCCUCUUUUUUGAUCGCUGUUGACAACGCCCAUGUCACCCAAACUAGACUCAUCCUCUUGGACGCCAUGCUAGUGUUCUCCAUAGCCUUGACGUUCUACAGCUAUGUUAAGUUCUACAAAUUGCAAUUGACGAGCCCAUUCUCCUCUCAGUGGUACUUAUGGCUAUAUUUGACCGGCUUCUCUUUGAGUUUGGUCAUGUCCACCAAAUACGUGGGUAUUUUGACUUACUGUGCAAUUGGUAUUGCAGUUGCCGUAAACUUGUGGCAAAUGCUAGAUAUAAGAUCAGGUUUGUCUGUGAGAACCAUCUCUAAGCAUGUAAGCACAAGACUAAAUGGUUUGAUCAUCUUUCCAUUCAUUGUUUACCUUUUCUGGUUUUGGUGCCACUUCGCUAUUUUAAACAAAUCUGGUCCAGGCGAUACAUUCAUGUCCGUUGAUUUCCAGGAUACUUUAUACGAUGCUCCAGGCGCCACAGAAGUUAAGGAUGUUCAUUACUACGAUAUUGUAACCAUCAAACAUGAUUUAACGGAGGCCUUCUUGCACUCUCAUCCUGCAAGAUACCCACUUCGUUAUGAAGAUGGUCGUAUUUCUUCCAAUGGGCAACAAGUCACUGCCUAUGUUCACGAAGACGCAAACAACGAAUGGGAAAUAUUGCCUCCAAGAGACUCGCCAAUAAAGAAAGGUGCACCAGUUAAGCUAGAUGAGAAUAUCAGAUUGAGACAUAUUGGAACAAAUACUUAUUUAUUGGCACAUGACGUUGCCUCUCCCUACUAUCCAACUAAUGAAGAAAUUACUACCGUAACGGAAGAAGAGGCCAAUGGCGAACGUUACGACUCCACAAUUUUCCGUUUCCAACCUGUAUUAGCAAAGAAUUCUGGAAGAGUAACAAAGACCAAAAAUUCCGCCUUUAGGCUAUUCCACGUUGAAACUGCGGUGGCUCUUUGGACACACGACGAUAAACUUUUGCCUGAUUGGGGUUUCGAACAACAGGAAGUUAAUGGUAAUAAAAAGGUUCAGGACCCUGAAAACAGUUGGUACGUUGAUUCCAUUGUGAACAUGGCUGAAAAUGACCUAAGGAGAAUCUACAAACCUAGGGUUCCAAGACCAAUGUCAUUUUUGUCAAAAUGGUAUGAACUACAAAUUCUAAUGUUUGACCAUAACAACAAGUUAAGUUCUGAACAUCCAUUCGCUUCUGAACCUCAGACGUGGCCCGUUGCUCUAAACGGUGUUUCUUUCUGGACAAAAGAAGAAGGAAGGAAACAAAUAUUCUUCACAGGUAAUAUUAUUGGUUAUUGGUUUGAAGUUAUUUCCAUUGCUCUUUACGCAGGUUUGGUUAUUGCAGACUUAGUUACUAGACAACGUGCCGUCUAUUCCUUGAACAAAAUGGCAAGAGAAAAAUUGUAUGGUCCAUUGGCCUUCUUUUUGAUCAGUUGGGCUGCUCACUACUUCCCAUUCUUUUUGAUGGGUCGUCAAAAAUUCUUGCAUCAUUACUUGCCUGCCCAUAUGAUUCUUGCAAUGUUUGCAGCAUCUUUAUGGGAAACCGUUUUCACUGAUAACCAAUCUUUGAAUCUCGACCUUGAUGAAGAGAAUCCUGAAAACCCUCAUGAAGAUAAACCAAAGUUCUACACCGUUUUGUUCUAUUUCUUCUGCGUCACAGUGGUUAUCAAUGUGGGUGGAUUUUUCGUAUACUUUGCUCCGUUGGUUUACGGAUUACCAAUGACUGUAGAACAAAUCCAAGCAAGGCAAUGGUUGGAUAUCAGAUUACAAUAUGCCAAGUGA